Molecule: messenger RNA, 1685 nt
Organism: Octodon degus (degu)
Lineage: Eukaryota; Metazoa; Chordata; Mammalia; Rodentia; Octodontidae
Gene: Slc16a9
Product: solute carrier family 16 member 9
Exons: 8
Coding region: 129-1664 (511 amino acids)
Biological process (GO): transmembrane transport; monocarboxylic acid transport
Molecular function (GO): monocarboxylic acid transmembrane transporter activity
Source: RefSeq, a predicted model, not a curated record
GCCGAGGGAUAAAUAGCGGCGCCGAGUCAGAGGCCACCCGGGCCGCCGGGCACCGCGCCGCCGGGCACCGCGCCUGUGUGCGCCGAGCCCCGCAGGACCUACCGAGAACCCUGCCUCGAGGUCAUCUUAUGAUGGACCGGAAAAGGUGUCCGGACGGCGGAUGGGGCUGGGUGAUUGUGUUCGUCUCCUUCUUCACCCAGUUUUUGUGCUAUGGGUCCCCGCUGGCCGUUGGAGUCCUGUACAUAGAGUGGCUGGAUGCCUUUGGAGAAGGGAAAGGAAAGACAGCCUGGGUCGGCUCCCUCGCAAGUGGAGUUGGCUUGCUGGCAAGUCCCAUCUGUAGUCUCUGUGUCUCAUCGUUUGGAGCAAGACCUGUCACGAUCUUCAGUGGCUUCCUGGUGGCUGGUGGCCUGAUGCUGAGCAGUUUUGCCCCCAAUAUCUACUUUCUGUUUUUUUCUUAUGGUAUUAUUGUAGGUCUUGGGUGCGGUUUAUUGUACACGGCAACAGUGACCAUUACAUGCCAGUAUUUUGACAGCCGCAGAGGCCUUGCCCUUGGCCUGAUUUCAACAGGCUCAAGUGUUGGCCUUUUUAUCUACGCUGCUCUGCAGAAGAUGUUGAUUGACUUCUACGGACUGGACGGAUGCCUGCUGAUUGUUGGUGCUUUAGCGUUAAACAUAUUAGCCUGCGGCAGCCUGAUGAGACCUCUGCAGGUCUCUGAUUGUCCUUUGCCAGAAAAGGCAGCUCCAGACAGUGUGCCGGAUAGAUACUCCAUGUACAACGAAAGAGAGGCGAGCCAGGAAGAGGGCAGGACCAUGCUGGAGAAGAGCCGUGGUGACGAGGCCCACUGCAAGGCUGCGCUGGUCAGCGGGGACUGGAGGCCGGACGGCAUUCUUCUCGGAAGCCCCACAGCAGUGGUGCACAUGCAGGAACCAGAGACAUACAGGCAGAGAGUUGCUAGACAGACAUAUUUUUGCAAGCAGCUUGCCAAGAGGAAGUGGCAGCUGUAUAAAAACUACUGUGGUGAAACUGUUUCUCUUUUUAAAAACAAGGUGUUCUCCGCACUUUUCAUCGCCAUAUUACUCUUUGACAUUGGGGGCUUUCCACCUUCCUUACUGAUGGAAGAUGUUGCAAGAAGUUCCCACGUGAAGGAGGAGGAGUUUACCAUGCCUCUUAUCUCCAUUAUAGGCAUCAUGACGGCAGUUGGAAAGCUCCUGUUGGGGAUUCUGGCUGAUUUUAAGUGGCUUAACACCUUAUAUCUUUAUGUGGCUACCUUAAUAACCAUGGGCCUGGCCUUGUGUGCAAUUCCAUUUGCCAAAAGUUAUGUCACAUUGGCGAUGCUGUCUGCCGUCCUGGGGUUUCUCACUGGCAAUUGGUCCAUCUUCCCAUAUGUGACCACCAAGACUGUGGGGAUUGAAAAAUUAGCUCACGCCUAUGGAAUAUUAAUGUUCUUUGCUGGACUCGGAAAUAGCCUUGGACCACCGAUUGUUGGUUGGUUCUACGACUGGACCCAGACCUAUGACAUCGCAUUUUAUUUCAGUGGCGCGUGCGUCCUGCUGGGAGGUUUCAUUCUGCUACUGGCUGCCCUGGCCCCCUGGGACACGUGUCAAAAACAACUUCCUAAGCCAACACCAACAACUUUUUUGUACAAAGUUGCUGCUAAUGUUUAAGGACUGUUGGGAGAUACUAUU